AUGUGCUACGACCCUCCUUCUCCUUCCUCCCCUCAACUCCCUCUCUCGUCCACCACGAACCUACCACCAUCAUCGUUCCACCCCGCCCACGCCCACCUAACACGACACACACACUCACCAGCAUCCUGCUCCCGCCCCAGAUUACGUCCUCCCUCCUCCAGCUCUGCUCCUUUCCCACCGUCAUCCGCCGCAAAUGGGUCAGGCGGUAUGGGGCCUGCGAGGACGACUAGAGCCAGGAGGAAUGAUAGCAUACCUGGCACUUUCCCGCCUCCUUUUGGUAUUCACCUGAGGCCCCAUGUCAUUGUUAUUCCAGGGAGUAGGAUGGGUAGUUCCCGGGGAGUAUUUUGGGUGCAAUGGCGCAUGCGGGCAGUUCCUUGA
Molecule: messenger RNA, 378 nt
Organism: Laccaria bicolor S238N-H82
Lineage: Eukaryota; Fungi; Basidiomycota; Agaricomycetes; Agaricales; Hydnangiaceae
Exons: 1
Coding region: 1-378 (125 amino acids)
Source: RefSeq, a predicted model, not a curated record